Nasonia vitripennis (jewel wasp) is the source of this 2390-nucleotide messenger RNA. RefSeq lists its product as uncharacterized. The coding region runs from base 1148 to 1732 and encodes 194 amino acids. The record is from RefSeq and is a predicted model, not a curated record. The transcript has 7 exons. NCBI's taxonomy places the organism in Eukaryota, Metazoa, Arthropoda, Insecta, Hymenoptera, Pteromalidae.
UGAGAUUUGAGGACGAGUUGGAGAAAUUUUUCCUGCAUAAAGGAGAUGAAAAAAAAUCAUAAAAACAAAUCUCUUGAUUUUCGAUUCUCAAAUUAUUGCAGGCUCCUUCUACCUUAUAUGGAGCGAAAAUCGGUUAAUUUACACAUGUAUUAUGACCAGGGACUCUUGCUCUACAUUUUGUCUGACGCUCGGAAAACUCUAUUUUCGUUCCACUUUAUAGGCGCCGAAAAUGGUCUUUUUUAUGCAUGUGUUAUAAAAAAAAUUUUACAGAAAUAUUAGAGAAACUAGCACGCACGUUUAAAAUAACAGAAACAAUUUUUUUCAUCAAUUUUUGCCUAUUCGCUGUCAAGGCAUUUCAGAUGUUAUUGGCGUAAUUUAUUUAUUUAUUCUAUUUAACCAUACAUUUAUCUAUUUCAUAGGAAUUCUGGAAGAGUUACAUGCUGGUAUACGUUGAACAAUUGAAACAAAAAUGAGUAAAUUUCUACGUAUUGCGCUUACGAUCGUCUUGAUUGCUUUUAAUCUUCAAAGAUGUACCGCAUUUUUAUCGGCGCUCCUCGGGGAAUCGUCAAAUGUCGUUACAAUGGGUCAAUUCAUAAUCGAUAUGAGUGGGAAACUUUUUGAUGUUCCGGAAACCCAAGACGAAACUUUGCACGCCAUUUCAGAGAUGCACAGUGAAAUUAAAGGUGACAUCGAUAAAUUAACGCAGAUGCUUGAAAAGGUACCUGGUAUCAUCGAUAUAGCACUAAAAAGUACAAUCUUGGAGAAAAAAUGUUUAAUCUGAAAGUGAUUUUCGAAGAAGCGGUUGGUAUGAAAUUGAGAAGUGUAUCAAAGUUUUUGUGAAACAGGCGUAUCGCAGGUACAAUUACUCGAUAACUUAUACAGAUCGCUGAGAAUAUCCAUCGCUCAAUACUUUAUAGCCAAGACUCUGAUGUACACCUUUUUGGAUAUACAUAAUGGUAUAAGUUAAUAAAGUUAUACAGUAUACGCAGGAACUUUGAAAAAUCAGAUCAGUAAACUGCAUAAUACAUACGUAUUUUAUUAAAUUUUGGUUUGGAUAGAGAAACCGAUUUUCGGCACUAGAAAAGCGGCAUUACGAUCUGAAAUUCACGUAAAAUACAGAUCGGCUGUAGAGAGUCUAAGAACUUCUAUGAUUUCUGCGUCACUCAAAGACACCGAGACAUACGCCCAUUUAAACGCUUUUUCGCAAUAUAUUUUAAACGAAGGAUCUCUCAGAAGGUCAAUUACUCAAUCGUGUGAUGAAGUGAGGUGUCCUGAUGCAACGAGAUCGGAUAAAUGUACUACUUAUUUCUGUGUGAAUACGCGUCCUUAUAGCAAAGGAUUUGCUAGUUGUCAAGAUAUCACUGAUACUGGAAAAUCUUACGUGGUUUGCAUCAAUAAAAGCCCAGUCAGCGCUGCACGAUACUCGGGUAUUAUUGAGAAUGACGCAGCAAAACUCAGGAAUUUUUACUGCAGCCCUGACCAUUCUACAAGUACGAUAAAAGCUGACUAUAACGGGUGGGGUAACAUAGUAGGCGAAAAAUGCAAUUACUGCAAUUGCGUUUGUAAAGAGCUAGAUCACUACAUAAGUCUUGAUCCUGCUUUGGCUGUAGUUUCAGACAACAGGGUUGUGACAGGUGCCAAAUUAUCUAUGAUACGCGGGGCUUUGUGCAUUCAAAUUCAGGAAGGAGAAUCAUUAGCUAACGGAAGCAUUGACAGUUUAACUUCUGGCUGAUCAGAUAUAUAUAUGGCGUUCGAAAUCGCGUUAAAGUUUCUUGGGAUGAACUGAGAUCCUUUGACUUGACGCAAACGCUUCUACCGAGUGAUCGCAUCGUCACGGGAUUGAAGUUUCAAGUAAACCCCACUUCAAAACGAAUAAGUCUAGGGGUGUAUUCAGCCGGAUUUGAAUUUAGAACAGGAAAAUUGUUUGAUGCCGAUGAAGACCAACAAAAAUUGCACGGUCCAAAGCCUGCAGAGAAUGAGUUGCAGCUUUACAAUUCGGAUGUGCCAACGAAACCCAAAAUACCAGAAAAUUAUCCUGAUUCGGAAGACAAUCAAACCACGAUUCCCUUUAUAGAUACUCAAUUUUUGACAUCUAAGUACGUUACACCUCUAUCUGGCGCUGGAUUAGUACACAGAGGGCAAAAAGGUUACGGUGGCUUUUUCGCUUUAAAAUUGUAUAUUUAUGACAUGCGACCGUAUAUUGAAGACGACAUUAAUUUGAAUGAAAUAGACUCUGCUAUGGAAACUCUAGAAGCUUGAUUUAGUACUUAUGAGUUUUUUCUAACCAUUUGAUGUAUGCUGCAAGUUAAAUGUUUUCGACAUUAGACGAAAGAUGUAUUUAGAUGGUGUCUGACCAUGGAAUAUUAUGAAAUAAAAAACCGCUGCUAAUU